Lethenteron reissneri (Far Eastern brook lamprey) is the source of this 2754-nucleotide messenger RNA. Its product is annotated as forkhead box protein Q1-like. Gene Ontology annotation, molecular function: RNA polymerase II cis-regulatory region sequence-specific DNA binding; DNA-binding transcription factor activity, RNA polymerase II-specific. Gene Ontology annotation, biological process: regulation of transcription by RNA polymerase II; cell differentiation; anatomical structure morphogenesis. The record is from RefSeq and is a predicted model, not a curated record. Lineage: Eukaryota; Metazoa; Chordata; Hyperoartia; Petromyzontiformes; Petromyzontidae.
GAAACAUUCCUCAAAGCGACUCGGCCCUCCGUUGGACCAAAAACAUUGAAACUGAUUGAACGGAAAGCGAUCUCCGCUUUCGACUUGAGUUGAAUCGCUGCUCUGCUUUGUAACUGGACAAGGGCCUCUCUUUGGCUUUCGGUGACGAGCAAGUCCAGGGCGCGCAGGUUGACGAGGUGCGCUCAGAGAUUGCUUUUUAUAUUAUUUUUGUCUCCGUUUGAUGAAAUAACGUGGAGACAUCGUGCCACCUACAAGAGGCUGCUGCCCCUCUUAACACGAUGGAGGUGAAACCCGACAUCUGCUUGGGCAGCGUCCUGCGUCUCCACAAAAGUCUUGAGAGUGUGGCCAAGGAGCGCCGGUGCUCGGAGCUGCUCAGCGACUCCGACUCCGGGGUCGCCGCGUCACCCUUUCCUCCCGAAGACGACCACCUCGGCUCCUCGGACGGAGAGCUGAGCGCAGGUGGCAGCUACAGCUCGGUGUCCGCCAUGGGUUUCGAGACGGACGUGCAGCAGCAGCAGCAGCAACAGCAGCAGCAGCAUCACCAGCAGCAGCAGCAGCAGCAGCAAGCCAAGUCCGGCAAAGCGUACAUGCGCCGUCCGAAGCCACCGUUCUCGUACAUCGCGCUGAUCGCCAUGGCGAUCCGCGACUCUCAGACCGGCCGGCUAACCCUGGCAGAGAUCAACGACUACCUGAUGAGCAAGUUCCCCUUCUUCCGCGGCAGCUACACGGGCUGGCGCAACUCGGUGCGCCACAACCUGUCCCUCAACGAGUGCUUCGUGAAGGUGCUGCGCGACCCCUCGCGGCCCUGGGGCAAGGACAACUUCUGGAUGAUCAACCCGGACAGCGAGUACACCUUCGCCGACGGCGUCUUCAGGCGGCGCAGGAAGCGCAUCUCCCGCUCGCGGGGCGGCUCUGGCAGCGAGGGCCGGGCGACGCCGUCCCCCCCCCCGCCGCCGCCGCCGCCGCCGCCCGGCGACACGGCGCAGACGCCCUGCCGCCGGUACGGGGGACGCGAGGCCGGCCCCAAGUUCUCCAGCCCCUUUGCCAUCGAGAGCCUGCUCAGCAGGCCGCACGUGCCCGCCGCGCCACCCGCCUUCAAGGCGAUCCGCAGGCCGCCGUCGCCCCUCGGCUUCGGCGAGGUGGCCUACCUGGGGCUGCCGGAUCCCCGCGGCGGCCUGUGGACCUACGACGCGGUGGCCUACCGCCCGCUGAUGCACCCGCUGGCGCUGCACGCGCAGCCCUCGAUGGGCGGCCCGCCGCCGCUGUUCGCCACGGCGCUGGGGCCGCUGAUCCCCUUGAGCGUGGCGGAGGCGGCCUGGCUUCGCGAGGCCCACGGGGAGAAGGCCCGGCCCGUCAAGGUCUUCCCGCAGCUGGCGCAGCACCUGCCGUUCGGCGUGGAGAAGUUGCUCGCCUGACUCAAGAGAGAAACCGCACACGGUAUCGCGCAGGACCAUUUGCACUUUGUCGAAGACUGUCAAAGGGACGGGCGCUAACGGAAUGUUGACAAAGCCUUAACUGGUUACUACUAUAAAGCUGAACUCUGCGGGAGGUGCGUAACGCAAGCAUUUGACGACAGUGGAGCCACGCUGAGCUUUGAUUAGUUUUAUUUUCGUUGUUCUGUUUUUAUAUACGUGUGUGCAUGCUAAACAUGAAGAACUUCCCACACAAUGUAUUGUCACGACUGCCUAAAAUGACUAAUUGCUAAAACAAUACUAAAGUAGCAUUGCCCUCAUUUAUAGAUCAUGUGGUAGGCGACCAGCUGCUUUCUGCAGUGGAGAAAAACAACGGUGACCCUAUAAGAGCCUGAACGUUUAUAGACGCUUUGUAGGAAGAAAGAAAAGCGUUCUCUUUCAUAGAAGAUUUUGGUUCGAUGUCAAAACGUAAUUGAUGUGACAAGCAGCCUAUGGAGGUGCACUCCUGUCAGUGAACUAACAAUGCCACGUGUGCCGUGGCUUUACCAGCUUCGCACAGUGGAGAUUGUCGUCGUUUAUUUAUUGCAAAUAUUCCUCCCACGAAGGCGCGCGGGCGCACGCCCGAGACGGCGCUGUCAAGGUGCGUUUUGUUGACGCUGGUAAGGUUGGGAAUGUGAAGGAUUAUUUUGGGGAGAUGUCUUGUAUGAAUGAAAGGCAGCUGCCUCAAGCUGCUCACUCGAUGAGUCUUUAACAAAUAAAAGCAAGUGAAAUGAAGUUUAUAUACGUAUAAGGAGUGAAUGUAGGUUGCUUUGAAUGCGCCUUUCCUAAAGCUUUUUUUGACAUAACACUGGCAGACAGAGAUGGUCACAAAUGUUACACAACGAACCUGCUCGGGUGAUGUUUGUUUAGUUUUUACAUAAUAUAUGCUCAGGCAAAAUCUCAAAGGUUUACAUAUUUGGGACCUUGUAGAAGUAAUUUUUGAAAUCAAAACGUCAAAUGACGACUUGUGUGAUUUUGCGUUCUGGCGUGUCCACGUUGACUGCCUUGCCACGCAUCUUUGUGAAUACCGCAAUGUACAUUCUUGACACCUCUUGAUGUGUGAUGUUUGUUGAACUUAACUUUUAUUUUUUUUGACGUAAGUGCCUCGGUGCUGGUUAUUUUGAAUAUGUAUAGUGCAGGAUUUCCAAACUGGUGGUUUGUGCCUAUUUGUGGCAUGAUGUGUUUGACAUUCUUAUUUUGAAUUUCAUUUUAAUUAUUCAUUAUUGUAACUAUUUGACUGUUAUACAGCUGGUUGUAUGACUUUUUGCGUGUUUUAAAAUAAAAAUAUUUAUUUACCCCUCAA